Molecule: messenger RNA, 2437 nt
Organism: Durusdinium trenchii
Lineage: Eukaryota; Dinophyceae; Suessiales; Symbiodiniaceae
Source: the annotation of a GenBank genome assembly
UUCAGCUGGUGGCCCACCUCUGCAGUUUUUCUCGCCUCGCGCCGCACAAUGAAGACCCUUUCGAUGGAGUGAUGUCUGGCGAGGAGCAGGGUGCUCAGGCACAGAUAUGUCCACAAUGUGGGGAGUUGGUGCAGAAGGCGAUGAAGGCGCACAAGAAGAAGGACUGCAAGCAGAGGAUGGUCAAUUGCAAGCUCUGCAAGAAGCGUUGCACAGCCGAAGAUCUUCCUGACCAUGAGCGAGUGGAAUGCGAACAUCGCCAAGUGACCUGCCGCCUGUGCAGCUCACUGCUAAAGCAGCGCGAGCUGAACUAUCAUCAACUCUACGAGUGUGAGAAUGGCGAGGUGAUUUGCGAGAAUGAUGGAUGUGGCUGGUCAGGCCUGCGGCACCAAGAGGCGGACCACGAAGUCAAGUGUCCAUUUGCAAAAGUGGUCUGUGCACAUUGCUUGCUUGAAGUCCUUCAAAAGGAGAUGCGGGGGCAUAGCUGCAAAAGAGUGCACCCGCAGACCCAGUGCACCGUCUGUCUGGAAUCCUUUGAGAGCCUGGGUCGGAAGAGCAUUGCACCGGCGAUGCUCAUGAUGGAUGAAAGGCGUUCGUGCCCGCAUGUGCAGAUGUGCAUGCGCUGUGCGCAAAGUUGGACGAGCAGAUCAGCGGAGAAAGGUCACUCUCCGAAUUGUCCCGAGUGCCGGGAAGAGUACAACACGGCCACAGCUUACCCGGAUUAUUUGUUUCAUGUCGCCAGCUCUGACAUUCUCCGGCCACCCUUGCCGCAGCGUGAGAAGAUGACGUCGGGCACUGUCUGGUUCGUCUCCCCCUUGGACAUUCGCUUCACCCAUGAUAGCAUCUCUGAGUGCUUUGCACCCUACACCAAGGAUGGUGUGGAGAUCAAGGAGAGGGAGCAGUUGAAGAUCUUAUCCAGCGCCCAAGAACUCCUCGACACCGCCCAGGAGCCCAAGGCCUUGGAGCUGUUGGAGGUGAUGUGGUACAAGAACCAGUUGUACGUGGCAGGCACCUUUAACCGGCGCUUGUGCAUGUACCGGCUCCUGGCUUUGUUCGCGACCGAGCGCUUUGGUUUGAUCAAGGUACGUGUGAAGCACCAUGAAGACCUCAAGUCCAAGCUAGCCCAGUGCUUCACCACCGAAUGCGAAGGACGCUACGUGUCCAUUCGCUCCAACGAGACCAUCGAUCCACUGCAGGUGGGCCAGACGCCUCAUGAGCUGCACUGGCCAGAAGCCGUGAGGCUAUUAGGAGGCGACACUUGGCGUCCAGAGCCGCCUGCAGGUCUGCAGAGCGAAGGCCCUUGCAACGACGCGAAUGACACCACGAGCUCCAGCGCUGCAAGCAACGUAGCGAGCGUGGUCGCAGUCCCCGUAUCCGCGGAGAGCGAUCGCGUGGUGGCUGCGUUCGCAGACCACCACCAGAUGCCGCUGAAGGAGGUCCGGCAGCUCUUCGCGCAGCUCACCGAGGAACAACGCUGGCUGACCUGCAUGCGCUUCCGACACGACCCCAACAAGAGCGGAGUGCCGCCGAUCAAGCUUCUCCAGAUCUUCGUGAAUUCCUGCAAGACCAAUGGCUUUCGAGAGAGGCAUUCGUUGGACCGCGACCCCGAUGGAUGUUUCGACCAAAUUCUGAAGAAGGCAGAUGUUCAACCUGCACUGCAGCGGGGUCGAAUUCUACCAGGUGCUUCACAUCCUUCGAGCCAGCCCAAUGUUCCACCAACACCACCACCACUUGUGCCACCGCCACCACCACCUACCAACUCAAACAGUUUGCCCAACGUCCCUACCUCCCAAGCAUCCCAAGCACCCCAAGCACCCCAAGCACCCAAAGCACCACCCACCUUCCAAACCCCACCCAACGUGUCCCCAACCGCGCAAACCGCGGCGAGUUCCGGCGGAGCGAGUUCCGGCCCGGACGGCGCCGGUCCGGAGUGGCCGCGUCCGGCGUUGAGCGAUGUGCUGGACCUGGCGGUGGAGUUAAGACGACGGGUGGAACUGCUGGAGAUGGAGAAGGAACACUUAGUCAGAGCCUUACAGGCCGCCUUCGAGAAGGUGGCGGAGUUGGAGGGGGAAAACUGGAGAUUGAAAGAGGCUGCGCAGUUCUUCGAGGCCGCUGCGGAAGAGAGGGAGAGGCAGUUGAAGGACCCGCAUCAGACGGAGCGUCCGCUGCACGUGUUGCACGGAGCGUCCAACGUGGCGAUGCCGCGCUUCCGCGGUUCCACCGCGGCUCCACUGCGACGAAGUGCCACGGAUCCGACCUCUUCCAGAGAGGAUGGUUCAAUGCCAGGGUCCCCGAUAGAUGCACCGGUGCACGCACGACCUGAAGCUGGGUAUCAAGCAGAAGUCCCUGAAGAUGAUUCUAGAUGUGAUGCUCAGUGGCCCAACUACCAUGUGAUCGCGCAUGGCUUUCAAAGCCAAUAAACAUGGUGAGUCAUGGGGAA